Pecten maximus is the source of this 1191-nucleotide messenger RNA. RefSeq names its product cAMP-regulated D2 protein-like. The transcript is spliced from 5 exons. Bases 1 to 1191 code for a protein of 396 amino acids. The record is from RefSeq and is a predicted model, not a curated record. Lineage: Eukaryota; Metazoa; Mollusca; Bivalvia; Pectinida; Pectinidae.
AUGGCAUCCAUGUAUUUUCUGUGCCUGAUGCUGGUCUUUGCUGGGACCUGCUUGAAAGCAAAAGUGUUUAGAUCUGUUCAUGUUAGUACACCACUGGGUUCAGAGAUCCUGUUCAUCCGGACAAAUUUGAAGGAGACUACGUUAAUUGCAGACUCUUUGAAGCCGAUGUGUAAACAGAACCCCUGUAAUGAUAGGCUGUUCUGCAUCAAUUCGACUUCUGAAGACUGUCUUUACCUAAACAUCUUCACGCCAAUCAACGCCUGCUCGACUAACCACCCGAAAGCUGUCAUGGUUUACAUCCACGGUGGAUCGUUUGUCCGCGGCACUGGUCUGGCGCCGGUCAAUUUCGGAAAUACUCUGGCUGAGAAGGGCGACGUUAUCGUAGUGACAAUCAACUACCGUUUAGGCAUAUUUGGAUGGUUGGCUACCGGAAAAUAUUCCGUUUCGGACCUUCAUGGAAACUAUGGUUUAAAAGACCAACAAAUGGCCUUAAAAUGGGUGAACGAGAACAUCAAGGCGUUCGGAGGGAAUCCUGACAAGGUGACGAUUUUUGGUGACGGCGACGGUGCUGAGUCCGUUGGUAUCCACAUGACUAAUAAUAGGUCGGAGGAUUUCUUUUCCUCGAGUAUCAUGAUGAGCGCGCCAUUCACGAUUCCUUUCAAGACCUACUACAGCGCCCUCUUCCAGACCCAGGUCAUCGCCCAAAUUCUGGGGUGUUCUAUCCAUAGUUUGGACGUUAUGAUUACCUGUCUGCGAGCCAAUGCUGAUAGUGACGACCUACUGAGAGCUCAGAACUUCUUUCUCUCUGAAAGAAUCAAAAUUGGACCAAGCGAGUUCGUAAACGCUAUCGAACCUAUUGGGCCUGUGAUUGAUUAUGACUGGGUUCCCGCUACUUUGGUUGAUGCCUUCAAGGAAGCAAGGCAAAAAAUAUCAAAACCUGUGAUGCUGGGAUCGGUAAGAGAAGAAGGAGUCCGCUUCCUUCUCGGACAAAACAAAGAUGCUGUGUCUUACGUUAAAGUCCAAGGGAAAGUCCGAGGAGCCUUGGUGAACAGAGUUGAUCCUGCUCCUACAGCUCAAGAACUGGUGACAAACUAUCCUCUUUCUUGUGUCAACAGCACGUUUUUGACGCUCGAGAAGUAUUUGCACAAAUCACAACUGAUUUUCUCUUUACUUGCCCCGCAAGGAAAGUAG